AUGAUUUGUUUUGGGAGAAGUGGGAUUAAGAUGAUUAGAUCUCGUGGUAUCAGAGCUUUAACAGUUAGACCAGUUAAAGUUAACCAGAGUGUAUCACGAAUCCACACUGGAAAAGUUUCGCUAGCAUCUGAUAGACGAAGCAAUUCCACGUCUACUACACACUCAGGGGUUGGUGUAGCUGGAACUGUGGGUGGAACUGGAACAGUUUCUCAGAGCUCAAGAGGCAUUCAAAAAGAACUGGUAUUUCCUGGAUCAAUUCGGAGUCAAUUUACUACACAGCUGAACUUCAAUGACCCCUCUGAAGCUACCCCAAUGCCAACCUAUCGGUUAAUAGAUUUAGAUGGUCAUCAGCUUGAUCCAGAGUACAAAAUUCCAUUCGAUAAGGAGAAAUCAUUAAAAAUGUAUAGAGAUAUGCUGACGGUCAGUAUUAUGGAUAGCAUUAUGUACGAUGCGCAAAGACAGGGAAGAUUGAGUUUUUACAUGGUUAGUGCCGGUGAAGAGGGUGCUGCAGUUGGAAGUGCUGCUGCUCUUGAGCCUCAUGAUGUAAUGUUCUGUCAGUAUCGUGAACAAGGAGCUAUUCUGUAUCGUGGUGUCACAUUAAAGGAAUUCAUGAGUCAGCUUUAUGCUAAUGCCGAUGACUAUGGUCAGGGCCGUAACAUGCCUGUUCACUAUCAAUCCGAAAAGUUCAACAUUCAUCCUAUUUCCUCGCCUUUGGCUACACAAAUUCCCCAUGCCGCUGGUGCAGCUUAUGCCUUGAAAAUUCGAAAUAAGGAUAACAAUGAGCCGGAUUCAGGUUGUGUUAUUUGCUAUUUCGGAGAAGGCGCAGCCUCUGAGGGUGAUUUCCAUGCUGCUUUAAACAUUGCAGCCACCAGGGCUUGCCCAGUAAUCUUUUUCUGUCGUAAUAAUGGCUAUGCUAUUAGCACGCCUUCUCUUGAACAGUACAAAGGAGAUGGUAUAGCUAGUAGGGGAGUAGGAUACGGAAUUGAUACUAUUCGUGUCGAUGGUAAUGAUCUUGCUGCUGUUCAUCGAGUCACCCGUGAGGCUCGGAAGCUUGCAGUUGAAAAUCAGAGACCUGUACUUAUUGAAGCUAUGUCCUAUCGAGUUUCUCACCACUCUACUAGUGACGACUCAUUUGCAUACCGUUCUAAGACAGAGGUGGAGGAUUGGAAGAGGCGAGAUAAUCCACUUGCAAGAAUGCGCAAGUGGCUAGAACUCAAGGACUGGUGGUCUGAGGAUCUUGAACAGCAAACACGUAAAGAGAUACGUCGUGAAAUUCUCAGCGAAAUGGCUGCUGCUGAGAAGAGAAAAAAACCCAGUCUUGACCAGAUCUUUAACGGUGUUUACAGUGAACUCACGGAACCUCUUAAAAGACAACGGGAAGAAUUAAAAGAAAUCCUAGAUACAUACCCGGAGCACUAUGAUCUUUCGCAUUACGAGAAAGGGCGCGAGGGUCUAAACUAA
Messenger RNA from Sugiyamaella lignohabitans, 1461 nucleotides. RefSeq names its product pyruvate dehydrogenase (acetyl-transferring) subunit E1 alpha (gene PDA1). The coding region runs from base 1 to 1461 and encodes 486 amino acids. Lineage: Eukaryota; Fungi; Ascomycota; Dipodascomycetes; Dipodascales; Trichomonascaceae. The record is from RefSeq and is a predicted model, not a curated record. The transcript has a single exon. Gene Ontology annotation, molecular function: oxidoreductase activity, acting on the aldehyde or oxo group of donors, disulfide as acceptor. Gene Ontology annotation, biological process: branched-chain amino acid catabolic process.